This is a messenger RNA of Henningerozyma blattae CBS 6284, 327 nucleotides long. RefSeq names its product glutathione-disulfide reductase GRX8 (gene GRX8). The transcript has a single exon. The record is from RefSeq and is a predicted model, not a curated record. NCBI's taxonomy places the organism in Eukaryota, Fungi, Ascomycota, Saccharomycetes, Saccharomycetales, Saccharomycetaceae. Bases 1 to 327 code for a protein of 108 amino acids.
AUGGAUUUUGAAAAAUUAUUAACUCAAAGUAUUCAAGAACACAAAUACUGGCAAUUUAAUGCUGAGUGGUGUAAAGAUUGUAAAUAUUCGAAAAGAGUUUACGAAAAGAUGAACAUUCCUCAGGACAAGAUUUAUUUUUUCGAGAUCAGUGGGUAUUCCAAAAAGGAACAGAGUGAAUGUAGAGCUGCAUUGAAGAAGAUUAUUGGUACUGGUAAUUUGCCUAGCAUUAUGAUUGAUGGUAAAUUGUGGGGUACUGAGAAGGAGUUGCAUGAGCUGGAAGAUAAGGGGGAGUUGCAAGAGGAGUUUGUAAGAAUUGGAUUGUUAUAG